GAAACCCUGUACCGUGAUCAGCCAUCUUGAGCCAGGAUAACCUGCAAACCUCCUCUGAACAGCUCAACACAACGCUCUAAAGACUUUAUUCCUGAGCCACAAUGGCCACCGCACCGUACAACUACUCCUACAUUUUCAAAUACAUCAUUAUCGGGGACAUGGGGGUAGGGAAGUCAUGUUUGCUUCAUCAGUUCACAGAAAAGAAAUUCAUGGCAGACUGCCCCCAUACAAUUGGCGUGGAGUUUGGUACAAGGAUAAUCGAGGUGAGCGGCCAGAAGAUCAAGCUGCAGAUUUGGGACACAGCGGGACAAGAGCGCUUCAGGGCUGUCACCCGCUCCUACUACCGCGGAGCUGCAGGGGCGCUGAUGGUAUACGACAUCACCAGGAGAAGCACAUACAACCAUCUCAGCAGCUGGCUGACUGAUGCCAGAAACCUCACCAAUCCCAAUACUGUGAUCAUUCUCAUAGGAAACAAAGCAGACCUCGAGGCCCAGAGGGACGUUACAUAUGAGGAAGCUAAGCAGUUCGCUGAGGAGAACGGUCUGUUGUUUCUGGAAGCCAGCGCAAAAACAGGUGAAAACGUUGAGGACGCCUUCCUGGAAGCCGCUAAGAAGAUCUACCAGAACAUCCAAGAUGGCAGCCUGGACCUGAACGCUGCCGAGUCCGGGGUCCAGCACAAGCCCUCGGCCCCUCAGGGCGGCCGGCUAACCAGCGAACCACAGCCCCAGAGGGAAGGCUGCGGCUGCUAAUGACCAAGCAACCUCCCCCUUAUUCACUCAGCCUUCCUCUCUUUCUGUCUGUCCUGCCCGCCCUCCCUCAACCAUCCACCCCCCCUACACCUCCAUCCAUUCCUCCACCUCCGUACAUCCAUCCACCCUCGUCCCUCACAGCACCAGGAGCUGCAUGAGAACAGGGCUGCGGAGGGAAGGAAAGGGGGACGGAUAUCGACUUGGGCCAGACUGAGCUGGGCUGUGCGGACUUUAUCUCUCCCCUCCUCCUCCUUCUCCUCCUCUUCCUCGUCUCUGCCUGUCUGUCUCCCUCCGUCGCUGUCUCACUCCUCCUCUUAAAACUCUGUCAGUGUGUUGUCAGUCCAUACCUCUCCUCUUUUGCUCCUCUUGCACCAUUCUUGUGUAGUCCCCCCUCCCGCCUCACCCCCGCCCGUCAUAGUAUUGUAGACGCCACCACGCAUUACACGGGUUACUGACACUUUAGAUAGAUGUAACGUUCAUACGAUAAUGAUAAACUGAGACUGUUGUUUUAUGUUUGGUUUUAUAGCUAUAUAUGACAUGUAAACACUGCGUUAGGUUUCAUUCACCACUGAUCAGUUCUGUAUGAAUCCAGAUCGUAAUCAUACCCCUCCGGAUGCCCGCCCUGCAUGGUUUACCAAUCUGGCGUUUAAUGCGGGUACGAUAUCUCACUCGCGGGUCAUUUUCAUGAGAUGGGACAGUUGAAAGCAAUGACGUAGUGUAUCAUGCAGCCACACAGGUAGAGGCUCCUGUGUCAGAGAAUGUGUAGCUGAGGGAGCUUUCGCAGCAGGUUUUAAACCUGCUUGUGGCUUUUUUAAAAAAAUCCUGUUUCUGUUGCUUAGCACUGAUAUUCUCAGGAGAGUGAGAGUGGGGGUUGGG
Scomber japonicus (chub mackerel) is the source of this 1625-nucleotide messenger RNA. It is a transcript of the gene rab14l, whose product is annotated as RAB14, member RAS oncogene family, like. Gene Ontology annotation, molecular function: GTP binding; GTPase activity. Lineage: Eukaryota; Metazoa; Chordata; Actinopteri; Scombriformes; Scombridae. The record is from RefSeq and is a predicted model, not a curated record. Gene Ontology annotation, biological process: Golgi to endosome transport; endocytic recycling; phagosome maturation. Gene Ontology annotation, cellular component: recycling endosome; trans-Golgi network; Golgi apparatus. Bases 102 to 749 code for a protein of 215 amino acids. The transcript has 8 exons.